Molecule: messenger RNA, 1122 nt
Organism: Lactuca virosa
Lineage: Eukaryota; Viridiplantae; Streptophyta; Magnoliopsida; Asterales; Asteraceae
Source: the annotation of a GenBank genome assembly
AUGGGUAAUGGGGAGGAUGUUAGUAAUGGUUCUAAUGUGUAUUGGGAUGAAAAUGGGAAUCUGAUAAAUACUAAGGAAGGUGUAUCAGAGUCUGAAAACGAAAUUGGUGAUAAGAAUGUUGAUGCAGGUCUAAAUAAGGACAUAAGUAAGGUGGGAACUGUUAUUAAUAGCAUUAAUUUGGAACCAUCCUUGUUGGGUACUGCUAGAAAGGGAAGGGUAAUGCUGAAAUUGAAAAUAAUGGGAAGAAGAAACAAAGAAAUGCCAUAUGCUGGUGCUUUAAGAGGUGUUAUGCAUAAAGGGAAGAUUGAAGUCAAGUAUAUACAGAUAGGGGAUGGGAAGGAGGAUGGGCAUGCUGUUAUUCCAAUUGAGAAUCUGAAAAAAGCUAAUAUUCCAUAUUCCAAUACUCUGUAUGGUUAUUUGAUAGAUAAGAAUAUUGCAUUUCUUGUUAUUCAAAAGGAGUUAAAUCAGGUGGAGAGUCUUAAGCUUACUAAAAACAACCACAACAAGGUUCCAGUGUGGAUUAAGAUUUAUGAUCUACCACUGGAGGUGUGGAGUGGAGAGAAUCUAUGUAUUAUUACUAGUAAAUUGGGAAUUCCUUUGGCUUUUGAUUCUUAUACAGAGGAAAUGUGUCUUGAACAUAAAGGCAGGAAUGCUUAUGCUAGAAUUCUUGUUGAAAGGUCAGCUGAAAGGGAAUGGAAAAAGAGUAUAGAGGUGACAACUUGGGUCUUUGUAUUGAAUUGUGCCGUUACUCAGGAAUUUAAUGUUGAAUAUGCUUGGUAUCCUUCGAGAUGUUCACACUGUAAAGUAUAUGGACACAUUGAGAAGAUUUGUAUGGCUGCUAUGAGUGAAAGGAAGAUUGAAAAGGAAUUGAAUGAGAAAGAGAAUAAUAAAAGAUCUAAAGGGAAAGGAGUUAUGGAUGAUGAGGGGUUUAUUGAAGUGAUAAAGAAAGGUGGCAAUGGUGGAGUUAAUUCAGCAAGCACUAGUGGGAUGAAAGGUAAUGGUGGGAAUAAACAUGUUCAGAACAUCCAUGUGAAUUAUGGGAAUACUAGUAAAGGGAAUGUUAAUAGAGGUAAUGGAGGAAAAAGGGUAGAUAUUGGAAGGGGUAUAAUGGGAAAUGGAUGA